Messenger RNA from Monopterus albus (swamp eel), 501 nucleotides. It is a transcript of the gene rplp2a, whose product is annotated as ribosomal protein, large P2. Gene Ontology annotation, biological process: cytoplasmic translational elongation. Gene Ontology annotation, cellular component: cytosolic large ribosomal subunit; ribosome. NCBI's taxonomy places the organism in Eukaryota, Metazoa, Chordata, Actinopteri, Synbranchiformes, Synbranchidae. The record is from RefSeq and is a predicted model, not a curated record. Gene Ontology annotation, molecular function: structural constituent of ribosome.
UGAAAUCGAGGCAUUCCAGUUCCUCCCUAUACUCUGCACCCUCCUCCUCCUUCUUACCCGGAUUUCCUGGCGUGACCGACGUUUCGUGUCUGUUUAGACUUAAAAAAUGCGUUACGUGGCCGCUUACCUCCUGGCUGUGCUUGGUGGAAACACCAGCCCCUCUGCAAAGGACAUCAAGGCCAUCUUGGGCAGUGUGGGAAUUGAGGCCGAUGAUGAGCGCUUAAACAAGGUCAUCAGUGAGCUGAAUGGGAAAGACAUCAAUGAAGUCAUGAACUCAGGUAAAGGCUCUUCAGUAAACACAAUGUCACCUGGGGGGCCCCCCGCCGCUGCUGCUGCUGGCGGGGGCGCUGGAGCUGGGGCUGCGCCUGCUGCUGCGGAAGAGAAAAAGGAAGAGAAGAAAGAAGAAUCAGAAGAGUCAGAUGAAGAUAUGGGCUUUGGACUCUUUGAUUAAUCCGCCUUCUCUGUGUUUAAAAAGCAAUAAAAAUGGAAAAGGUUUACACA